CCUAAAUCCAAUCCACCACUGCUCCAUUUUCGGCCCAAAGUAGCAGCAGAGACGCCGCCCGGCUGCGGCACUGAACAAAGCCUCCGUCAGCAGCCUGUCGCACCUAAACCCUAGCGGCCCAGCGAAGCGAAGGCUCCAGGAAGGAUCUCCCGGCUCCGAGAUCUCCGCGGACUAGGUUCGGUCUUUGGAGCGCGAGACAUGGCGGAGGACACCCCGGCCCCAGUUGAGGCAGCUGCCCCAGCCCCGGUUCUUGGAGAACCCAUGGACUUGAUGACUGCUCUGCAGCUUGUGAUGAAGAAGUCCAGUGCUCAUGAUGGGCUUGUCAAGGGGCUCCGUGAGGCCGCCAAGGCAAUCGAGAAGCACGCUGCCCAGCUUUGUGUGCUUGCUGAGGAUUGUGACCAGCCUGAUUACGUGAAACUGGUCAAGGCACUCUGUGCUGAGCACAAUGUUCACUUGGUCACUGUGUCUAGUGCAAAAACACUUGGCGAGUGGUCUGGGCUUUGCAAAAUUGACUCGGAGGGUAAGGCAAGGAAGGUUGUGGGCUGUUCUUGUGUCGUUGUUAAGGACUAUGGUGAAGAAUCAGAGGGUCUUAACAUAGUGCAGGAAUAUGUCAAGUCACACUAGAGGCAGUUUUUUCAGUAUCUGGUUCUGUCAAGAUGCUGUUGGCCAUUGCUUAAAUUUGUGUUGAAGUUCUGGAACUUGCUAGUAGGUUAUGAAAAAGUUCAUUUCAUGUGGGAGGUUAUCACUUAAGAGUUUGUUUAUGGCGCUGGGACAUCAUGGCCAAAUCGAAUAAUAUGAAGAUUUGUAUAAUUUGUUUCUCA
Molecule: messenger RNA, 821 nt
Organism: Phragmites australis (common reed)
Lineage: Eukaryota; Viridiplantae; Streptophyta; Magnoliopsida; Poales; Poaceae
Product: small ribosomal subunit protein eS12-like
Exons: 5
Coding region: 199-624 (141 amino acids)
Biological process (GO): translation
Cellular component (GO): cytosolic small ribosomal subunit; ribosome
Molecular function (GO): structural constituent of ribosome
Source: RefSeq, a predicted model, not a curated record